Molecule: messenger RNA, 933 nt
Organism: Centropristis striata (black sea bass)
Lineage: Eukaryota; Metazoa; Chordata; Actinopteri; Perciformes; Serranidae
Product: olfactory receptor 52N4-like
Exons: 1
Coding region: 1-933 (310 amino acids)
Biological process (GO): G protein-coupled receptor signaling pathway
Cellular component (GO): membrane
Molecular function (GO): G protein-coupled receptor activity; olfactory receptor activity
Source: RefSeq, a predicted model, not a curated record
AUGGAAAGCAACAUGACCAGUGAUAUCCUCACCAUCCAAGGCUUUGACAUAUCUCCACAGUUCACAUACCCUAUAUUCUUCUUACUGCUGUUUGUUUACUUUACCCUGCUUUUUUCUAACAUUGGUGUCCUUGUGCUUAUCAUCACUGAGAAGAGUUUGCACCAGCCCAUGUAUAUUCUUUUUUGUAACCUGUCUAUUAACGAUCUAAUUGGUAACACAGUCCUCCUGCCUCGGCUGAUGGCUCACAUCAUCUCAACAGAACGCUUUAUCACCUAUAACCAGUGUGUGGCUCAGGCCUUUCACAGCCACACAUUUGGCUCAGCCUCCCAUAUGAUUCUCAUCAUUAUGGCAAUUGACAGAUAUGUAGCAAUAUGUCACCCUUUGAGGUACAGCUCCAUUAUGACAACCAAAACUGUGAUCGGGCUGUCGGCAAGUGCAUGGGGGGUGUCAUUAGUGCUGGUGUCUGUUCUGAUAGGUCUCACAGUGAGGCUUUCUCGCUGCAGAUCCUUUAUACAGAAUGCUUACUGUGACAACGCAUCACUGUUCAAGCUUUCUUGCGAGGAUGUGUCCAUCAACAAUAUCUAUGGACUCUUUUUCACUGUGUUGCUGUUUGGUUGCUCAAUGGGAGGCAUAGCUGUCACUUAUUUCAGAAUAGCUCUCAUCUGCUGGCUCAAGAAAAACAAAGAGUUGAAAAGCAGAGCUCUUCAGACAUGCGCCAGCCACCUUGUUCUUUAUCUCAUCAUGCUCUGGUCUGGGUUUUUAACAAUCAUAUUGCAUCGUUUCCCAAAUUACCCAGAUUUAAGAAAAAUUGCAUACAUUUUAUUCCAUGUGGUCCCUGCUAAUCUAAAUCCAAUCAUUUAUGGAAUGCAAACAAGGUCGUUACGUGAUAAAAUUAUCCAAAUACUGCAAAGAAAAGUGACUCCAAACGAGUAG